Molecule: messenger RNA, 1342 nt
Organism: Mirounga angustirostris (Northern elephant seal)
Lineage: Eukaryota; Metazoa; Chordata; Mammalia; Carnivora; Phocidae
Gene: TEX261
Product: testis expressed 261
Exons: 7
Coding region: 151-813 (220 amino acids)
Biological process (GO): endoplasmic reticulum to Golgi vesicle-mediated transport
Cellular component (GO): Golgi membrane; endoplasmic reticulum membrane; COPII-coated ER to Golgi transport vesicle
Molecular function (GO): COPII receptor activity
Source: RefSeq, a predicted model, not a curated record
CCGGUGGGCACCCUGCGUGCCCGCCACUGGCGAUGUGCAGGCGAUACAAAGGUGCAGAAGGUACCCUCAAGGAACUCGGCCUAAAGGGAGAGUUACGCCUGAGGAUGACUGAUUAAAGGCGCCCCAACUCCUGCCGGUGCCGCUUCCUAAAUGUAUGACCCGAGGUGGCCUUCAUCACGCUGGCCGUCGGUGAGAGUGCGCGACCCCGGUCCGCGCGGGCUCCUCUCCCGGCAUCUGUGCUGGCCGGGGGUCGCAUCACGAAGGCGGUCGCAUCACGGGGGACUCCUGUCCGCGGCUGGACUCUAUUACCUGGCAGAACUGAUAGAAGAAUAUACAGUGGCCACCAGCAGGAUCAUAAAAUACAUGAUCUGGUUCUCCACAGCUGUGCUGAUUGGCCUCUACGUGUUUGAGCGUUUCCCCACCUUCAUGAUUGGCGUGGGCCUCUUCACCAACCUCGUCUACUUUGGCCUCCUCCAGACCUUCCCCUUCAUCAUGCUGACCUCGCCUAACUUCAUCCUUUCGUGCGGGCUAGUGGUGGUGAAUCAUUACCUAGCAUUUCAGUUUUUUGCAGAGGAAUAUUAUCCUUUCUCAGAGGUCCUGGCCUAUUUCACUUUCUGUCUGUGGAUAAUCCCGUUUGCGUUCUUUGUGUCACUGUCGGCUGGGGAAAACGUCCUGCCCUCCACCAUGCAGCCAGGAGAUGACGUGGUCUCCAAUUACUUCACCAAAGGCAAGCGGGGCAAACGCUUAGGGAUCCUGAUUGUCUUCUCCUUCAUCAAAGAGGCCGUUCUACCCAGUCGUCAGAAGAUAUACUGAACCCCUUUGGGAGGGGAUGCGGGGGCAAGAUCAGGAGAGUCGGGCCCCUGGGCCUCUGCACUAGGCGGGGACCGUGAGCCUGGAAGGCACCUUCGCCCAGCCCUGGCCCUCGUUCCCUUGACUCUCCCUGAAGCCCUCAUCCCCACCUUCCUCGAAGGGCUCAGCUUGGCUCAGAUCUGACGCUACUAGAGGCUGUGACCUCAGAGGGCACCAGGAGGAUGGCAGAGCCUGCUUAGCCAAGAGGCCAUAGGCCCCCUGGUUAGGCGGGAGCUGAGCUCCCUAUGACCCUCCUGCCCACUUCCGUGAUGGGUCGGGAGGUUCUGGCUCAGCCGGGGCAGGCAGGCAGGGGCUAUGAAGCUGGAGAGCAGACAGGGAUAAGUUCUCUGGGCAGAUGGCCGUGGGGAGGGGCCAUAGCUUGGCACUUCCAGGAGAAAUAGUUUUUGCUGUUGAACUGUGAUUUCUGUCCCAAGUGCUGAUUCCCAUUUGAAUAAAGAUUCUAGGUGGCAGUGUUUGCCUUAAUAUCCUGAAA